This is a messenger RNA of Dioscorea cayenensis subsp. rotundata (Guinea yam), 3810 nucleotides long. RefSeq names its product protein DETOXIFICATION 42-like. NCBI's taxonomy places the organism in Eukaryota, Viridiplantae, Streptophyta, Magnoliopsida, Dioscoreales, Dioscoreaceae. Bases 1968 to 3503 code for a protein of 511 amino acids. The transcript has 18 exons. Gene Ontology annotation, cellular component: membrane. Gene Ontology annotation, molecular function: xenobiotic transmembrane transporter activity; antiporter activity. The record is from RefSeq and is a predicted model, not a curated record. Gene Ontology annotation, biological process: transmembrane transport.
CUGAAGUAGGAAACUUUCCGCUUUGCCUCCAUCUCCAGUUUUGUUAAUCUAUCCAACUUCUCUCCUGCGCUGGUAAUCCUUCGUCUCUCCCACUGUUCAAAUUUCUUCUUCAAGUUUGACCAAUUUUGUUAAAGGAUACUACGUUCUUGUCCAUUAUUCUGCAAUGACAGUACCACUGGAAAGGCUUUCCUAUCAAAGUAUCAAAUCUGUUUGGAGAGCUGGAAUAUGAGGUUUCCAAUUAUAUGAUAAAGCCAGGCAACAUUUGAAGGCAACCUUUACCAGUGCAACUUUGAAUUACAGCUAGCAAAAGACUGUUAUCCAUUUUCUUCAUUAAUUUAUUAGAAUGGAAUAAUGUUUAAUUAUUUGUUCAUAUAAUGCUGCUCUAACAUUAUAAUGCUUGAUUUUUCCUUAUCAAAUGAUAAUAUCUUCUUAGCUAUUAGACAGUCUUCUUGGCAUCCAAUUUAUACAUUAACAGCUUGUGUAGUGCCACAUUAAUAUAGAAAAAAAAAGAGGAAAAAAGGGAAGAGUUUAUGUUGACCAUCUCCGACUUCAAAAUUACCUAGAGCACUGAUAAAGGUCAUCUCAUCUAUUUUUUGAAGAGAUUACUCUUGCUCAUUUAUCUUGUCUUAUAUAAAAUAAGGUGGUGUAAGGAACAUGGAUAUGAUAAUGCCUUGUAAUACACCAAGUCAGGCCAUAGUUAAAGGCGCCACAUACCACGAGAUGUUGUAUUUUAUAUUAUGUACUUCUACACAAGCAUACCACAUUCAAGAAUUAAAAGAUAUGUAUCACACCAGGCCAAUGCUUGGUUAGGAUAAUGGAGCAGGGUUAGUAGUUUUCAUUGGAUUGAGCAAUUGCUAUACUGUUUUUUCCUGCUUAAGGCACAGAAUGUGUAAGAUUCUUCAAUUCCAUAUGUGUGGCAGAUUUAAAUUUUUGAAUUUGUUAUGUGACAAGAAGGCAGUGUUAGUGACUAAUUGCACAACCUUCUAUUUUUAUUUUAAAUUUUUAUUUUUUUAUUUUUUAAAUGUCAGACUUCUCACAUCACCUGCUUUGCCCGAAUCUUUUGGUGCUGCACCAUUCCUAGUUGAAAUACUUGUGAAGGAGAGAGCAUGAUUAACAAUUUCUAAACCUUCUAAAUUUGCUAACUGCUCAAUGCAUUAUUGGUACCAUUAUUUAAAGAAACCAAAUAUCUGAUAAUUGUUUCAAUUUAAAGAAUGAAGGGGACUUGAUGUUAGCUUGUUCUGUGAUAAUUGGCAGAGGAUGUGAAAUGAUGAAUAUGUUUCUUAUUGGUUUAGCCGGAAAAUAAUUAUGAUGCUAUAAUUGAUUCUCUGUGGUCUAAGAGAAUUAACUCGGAGAGUGCUUGACUAACACGUGGAAUAAAGCUGCAUUUUCUGAGGCUGUGAGACAAAAGAGUCCGAUGGGCUUCUUCUGGCUGCUGAACUUCUACCCUGUGGAACGGAACAUUCCAAGUGUCACUUGGAUUUGUUAUAGGAGAGAGAGAAAAUGAAACCGUAGGUAAGAAGAAGCAGGAAAACAGGAAAAACACCUUCCCAGUAGAUCAAUCACGUGGUCAGAAUCGUUAUUGGAUUCUCGCUCACCACUGGCACUACCAGGAUAAUGGUUAUGUUGGGAGGGACCCAUACGAACCAUCAAAUGGCAAGCGGACUUAAUGGACUUCCUUACAAUUGGCAUGGAGGUGGCGGUGGUGGUGGUGAAGGUGAUCGUGAAAGGAGGUCACGGUUCUUCCAACGGAGCCCAGUAGGAAGAUCACUAGUGGCUUCAUUGUUGCUGCCUUCUCUUCCUAUUUGCUUGUUGUGCCAAUGCCACCAGUGCGGGCUUGAGGUUGUUGAUUGCUGUUGGUGGUGCUUUGGAGUUUGGACUACCUACCAUAGGAGGAAACCCAUUGCAUUAGUGAAUGUCAAGCUUUGGUCCUGUUUUGCUUGCAUAGAAGCUGCUUCUGUUUGAUAAUCAUGUCAGAGUUUGUGUUGUUGUUGCCAAGAGAGGCUAAAGUGUCCCCUUUGCAUGCUUUUUUCAAGUUUGCAAGGCAUGCACUCGACAUGGAUGAGUUGGGUCUAGAGAUUGUGCAGAUUGCAUUUCCAGCUGCGUUGGCUUUAACAGCUGACCCUCUUGCCUCUUUGAUUGAUACUGCAUUUAUCGGACAGAUAGGUUCUGUAGAGCUUGCUGCCGUAGGUGUAUCAAUUGCAAUCUUUACUCAAGUAUCAAAAGUUGCUAUCUUCCCCCUUGUUAGUGUAACAACAUCCUUUGUUGCUGAAGAAGAUGCUGCUUGCAGAAUGACCACUGAGGAACCAGAAAAAGGAGAUUCAGGAAGUAUAUCUAUUAGAGAUGACAUGAAGUUAGUUUCUCAUGGUGCUUCUGAUAAGACUUGGAAUGGCUUGUCCUUUUGGACUGGUGUGCGUGUAAAAAUGGACAAGUUUGAACGCAAACAUAUCCCAUCAGUUUCAUUAGCACUGUUGACAAGUGGAAUUCUUGGACUUCUCCAAGCUAUUAUAUUCAUUCUAGGAGCAAAUCCAAUCUUGAAUUUCAUGGGCUUAACACAUGAUUCUCCUAUGCUCACCCCAGCACGUCAAUAUUUGAGGUUGAGAUCUAUUGGUGCUCCUGCUGUUCUCUUAUCUUUGGCAAUGCAAGGAAUUUUUCGAGGAUUCAAGGACACGAAAACUCCAUUUUAUGCUACUGUGGCUGGAGAUGCAACCAACAUAAUUUUAGAUCCAAUUUUGAUGUUUGUAUUCCAUCUAGGCAUUAGUGGCGCAGCACUUGCCCAUGCUAUUUCCCAGUAUUUGACUGCAUCAAUAAUGCUAUGGAGAUUAAUUGGAAAAGUUGAUCUAUUGCCUCCAAGUAUCAAAACUUUGCAGUUCCACCGAUUUCUUAAAAUGGGCUUGUUUUUACUUGUGAGAGGAAUUGCUCUGACGUGCUGUAUGACACUGGCAACAUCAAUGGCUGCCCAACAGGGAUCAAUUCCUAUGGCUGCAUUUCAGAUCUGCUUGCAGAUUUGGUUAGCCACAUCACUUCUUGCUGAUGGAUUGGCUAUUGCUGGCCAGGCAAUUCUUGCCAGUGCUUUUGCCAGGGGAGAUUAUUACAAGGCAUCAGCUGCUGCAUCUCGUGUUUUACAGUUGGGCGUCAUUUUGGGGUUGUUCCUUGCUGUAAUCCUUGGAGUUUGCUUGCAGUUCAUCUCAAGAUUGUUUACUGAAGAUGGUUUAGUGCUUCAGUUCAUUCAGACUGGGAUUCCGUUUGUGGCUGGUACUCAACCUAUAAAUGCCUUGGCCUUUGUUUUUGAUGGCAUCAACUAUGGAGCUUCAGAUUUUGCAUAUUCUGCAUAUUCGAUGUUUCUGGUGGCCAUGGUUAGUGCCCUAUGUUUGGUUAUACUUGCUACAAGUCAUGGUUUUGUUGGAAUUUGGAUUGCUCUAACAAUCUACAUGAGUCUACGAAUGGUUGCUGGCUUCUGGAGGAUAGGAAGCACAUGGGGGCCAUGGAGCUCCCUCAGGGUCUGAUUGUAUACCUGUUCUGUUAGAAGAUGAGAUCCAAUUUGCUUCAGUAUUUCAUCAGUGUGGUUGCAGUUCACAUAUCACUAUACAAAAAGUCUCUUCAGCAUUUUUGGGAUUGUACUUGUAACAACCCUAAACUACUUUCUGGAGGUCCAAAUGCUUGCUUGUGCUAUUUGUCUCUGGAAGGCAACUGAAGCCAAUGAGCCACAAUUGUGAUUUGUAAGACUAGACAUAUGUAUAUGAAAGUGAAAUUUUUAUGCUUAUUAUCAGCCUACUGAGAGCAGAGGGGAGACUGUAUUCCCAUUUUGAGUCA